AAAGUUUUAAAAAAUUAUAUGAUUUGUUGUUUUAUUUACUUCAACUUUGUGACUACUGUUCAAAAUUUUGGGGUGAAUUUGCUGCCUUAUUUUAUUUAGGGUCUUGUUCGCAACUUCCCAUAAAGUGUGUUAGCUUUUUUUCAUCGUUUUUUACUUUCUAUUCCUCUUUUGUUAUUUUCCCUUAAAAGAAGGCCUGGCUCCAAACUUAAUGGGCUAUGCCCAUUUGAAAAUAUCUAAUUUGCAAACCGACUCUCGAUCUAUAUCACUGACUUUUGCGGCCCAUGCCCUACUCCUUCCAUGUACUAAAAGGAAGCUCUUCGAAAAAACUGCAAAAUCGCGCGCCAAUCCGUGGUUUUCAGUCAGCUCGAUUCCCAACUCGAAGACUCUGUACCGGAAAGUCGAUCCCAAAUUCGCCAAUCCGGGAUACAGCAGACUUUCUCCUCCCUCCUGUAAUCCAUUCAGCAUCGUCCCCAAAUCACAAUUCCUUACUAGCUCUCCUAAACCGCGCCUUGAUUUCUUGAAUUCCAAGCUUCCUCCCAAUUAUGUUGCUGGGCUUCGCCAUGGUGCCACUGGAUUCACAACGCGGUCCGAUAUUGGGCCUGCCCGAUUAUUCACAUCUGACCUCCCGUAUCGAUCUACCGUGGCUGCCUCCGGCAGUGGCCGUGGAAAGCCUGAAGAAGACGAGGAAGAGGAUGAGUUUGACGAUUAUCAGGGUAAUGAUGGGGGGCUUUUUGCGUCUACAAAAUAUGGGGAGGAUAACAGGGAAGCGGACGCAAUCUGGGGAGAUGGAUUCGAGGAUGAAAGAUCGAAGAGAGGCCAGAAACAAGAAGAAACGAUUCCAGAGUUUUGUACCAGUUCCAGAUACCUUUCUGGAGAACGCAAGGUAGGAGCAGGAACAUGUUACGGUUCUGGACCCAAAGAGCCUGGCUGCAGGAGGAAUGGAAACCCCUUGGGCCCAAACACCAGCGGGAUAACUGUGGUGGAUCCAAAGAGUUACUUGACUGAUUUGAAGAGCAUGGAGAAAACUAGUUGUGCAGAGCUUUCACAUAUUAAGAAGCCGAGGUUAUUACUUAAGAGUGUCAUACAAACAAACCAUAAGCAUCCACCUGGAUGGAUUCCUUCUGCUGGGUUGGAGGAGGAGGUUGGGAAGAUACAGGCUGCAAGGCAGUUAAUUCAGAAGGGAUGUGAGGAGUAUCCAAAGAUCGAGGAUAUGUGGUUGGAGGCAUGUAGGCUUGCGAAGCCAGAUGAUGCAAAAGCGGUGAUUGCCAGAGGAGUGAAGUCAGUUCCCAAUUCAGUGAAGCUGAGGUUGCAGGGUGUGAAAUUGGAGCAUGAUGAUGUGAAUAAAAGCAGGGUGUUGAGGAAGGGUUUGGAGCAGAUACCAGAUUCGGUGAGGCUGUGGAAGGCUGUUGUGGAGCUAGCCAAAGAGGAGGAUGCAAGGUUGUUGCUUCAUAGAGUAGUGGAGUGCUGUCUGUUGCAUGUGGAGUUGUGGUUAGCUCUUGCAAAGCUGGAAACAUAUGACAUGCGAAGAAGGUUCUUAACAAGGCCAGAGAAAAGUUGUCUAAGGAGCCUGAGAGAAGGAUUGGUGAUUGACAGAGAAGUUUGGAUGAAGGAGGCUGAGGCUGCUGAGAGAGCAGGGUAUGUGGCAACUUGCCUGGCAAUUAUUCAUAAUACUAUUGGUAUUGGGGUGGAGAAAGAACAUAGGAAGAGAAACUGGGAUGCUGAUGUUGUAGAAUGUAAGAAGAGGGGCUCUAUGGAGACCACCAGGUCUAUUUAUGCUCAUGCUCUUAUGGUCUUCUUGACAAAGAAGAGCAUUUGGCUGAAAGCAGCUCAACCUGAAAAAGGCCAUGGGACUAAGGAGUCCCUUGAUGCUCUCCUGCAUAAAGCAGUGACUUAUAGGCCACAGGAUGAGGUUCUCUGGCUUAUGGGUGCCGAAGAGAAGUGGCUUGCUGGGGUUUUGCCUGUAGCUCGUGCUAUUCUUCAAGAAGCUUAUGCUGCAAUACCAAUUCAGAGGAGACAUGGCUUGCAGCUUUUAAGCUCGAAUUUAAGAAUCAUGAACUUGAGAGAGCAAGAAAGAACGCUGGUUGCUAAGGCUUUAGAAGGAGGAGGUACAGAAAGAGCGUGGAUGAAGUUGGCCAUUGUUGAGAGAGAACUAGGAAACAUUGAAGAAGAAAGAUCAUUGGAUGAAGGGUUGACACGAAUUCUUUCAUUCUUUAAAUUGUGGUUGAUGCUUGGGCAGUUGGAGGAACGGCUUGAGAAAAUGAAUGGAAUAGCUAAGGCUUGUGCUGUGCUUACACUGGCAAGGAAGAAGAAUCCACAACAGCCUGAAAUCUGGCUUGCUGCUGCCCGGACUAAAUCAAGGCAAUGGUCACAGCGUAAAAGCAAGAGUGUAGAUGCGUUCACGAAAUUUGAGAAAGAUCCCCAUGUGGUUGCUGCCGUGGCCAAGUUGUUCUAUGAAAGGGAGGUGGACAAGGCUAGAUCAUAUCUCCAUCAAGCAGUGACACUUGCUCCUGAUAUUAGUGGUUUUUGGGCAUUGUACUACAAAUUUGAACUUCAACAUGGGAAUGAGGAGAAUCUGAAGGAUGUAUUGCAAAGAUGUGUUGCUGCAGAACCAAAACAUGGUGAGAAAUGGCAGGCAAUUUCAAACGCUGUCGAAAACUCUCACCAGCCAAAUGAAGCAACCUUUAUGAAAGUAGUGGUUGCACCAAGCAAGGAAGAAAGUGAUGCUGCUGAAACAUACGGUGGUUGCACAGGAAUACUGAAAACCUGUUGGGUUCUUUUUACAAAGCCCAAUCAAAAUAGAGAGAGGGAAAGACGAAAGAAAUGGCGCCAAAACUCUACCAAGCAAGCAUUAAAGCGUGAAAGGAAACGGUACGCACCUCGAGUCUUCUCUUCUCCCUCUAUGUUUCUCUCGUUCUUCGUCUUUCCUCUACGAUUUCCGAUUCAGACUAUCGAUUUAUGCUUGUUUGGUUGCCGAGAAAACGAUCCAAGUUGUGAAAGGAAACGGUUCUUCGAAUUCCAUUCGUGAAAGGAGUAAAAUGGUUAGAUCAGCUAAAGAAUAGUAGUUUUGCGGGCAGUAAGCAGGGCGUCUUUGGUUCUUCUUCUUUGAUGCAUUAAUUAGGUAUGCUUCUAUGAUUCUACUAACUCACAUAUACACAGACACAUGCAAUCAAGUCCAUGUGGUUAG
Molecule: messenger RNA, 3184 nt
Organism: Rubroshorea leprosula
Lineage: Eukaryota; Viridiplantae; Streptophyta; Magnoliopsida; Malvales; Dipterocarpaceae
Source: the annotation of a GenBank genome assembly